Cucurbita moschata (crookneck pumpkin) is the source of this 2421-nucleotide messenger RNA. RefSeq names its product DNA polymerase-like. Gene Ontology annotation, biological process: DNA replication. NCBI's taxonomy places the organism in Eukaryota, Viridiplantae, Streptophyta, Magnoliopsida, Cucurbitales, Cucurbitaceae. The record is from RefSeq and is a predicted model, not a curated record. Gene Ontology annotation, molecular function: DNA-directed DNA polymerase activity; DNA binding; nucleotide binding.
AUGGAUAUCUUAAACCAGUUUGCGUACUCUUCCUUAUCUGGUUACGGGAAGUUCACAAUUUCCUUAACCAUGAAGCGCUCUUUCGGGGAGGAGAUCACAUUUACGCUUGGUCAGGCUAUACCCCUCUCUUAUAUGGAUUCAAAUUUAAUUCCAAAAAGUAAUGUUUAUGCUCAUAUAUCUCGAUAUAUUCAGAAAUAUGCUGAAGUCUACGACGGCGAUUAUAUAGUUCGACUCAUGAUCAGAGUCUAUAUGGACAGCAAAAAGAAGGCGGAGGAUAGGCCUUCUCCCUCUGAGGAGGAGAGAUAUAACACACUUUCUUCAAUCAUUGAAGGGAAAUUGAGUGAGAUGAAGGAGCCUAUUACUGCGAAAGCUGAAAUCAUUCAUGGUUGCGAUAUCGAGACACUAUAUCUUGAUGACAUUCAUAAGCCUUAUGCUGCUGGUCUAAUGAUGGUUAGUCCUCAUGAUAAGAUAAAUAAUAGUAUGAUUUCUCACUACUUCAGUGAAGACUACUCUAUAAUCUUGGAUUCCUUUGAAGACAGGAGUACAAAAGUACUUUAUGACUUAGUAUUAAAGAUAUUAACUAUUGUUAAAAGAGCUAAAUCAACUUUAACUAUUUACUUCCACAACUUCUCUAGAUUCGAUGUUCUCUUGCUUAAGCACCUAGCAUAUCAUCACAAGAGCUUGAAGCUUAAACCACUGAUGAGGAACAAUAGGCUUUACGAGUUAGCUGUCUAUCGCGGUAAGAAGAUGUUAUUCCGCUUCAGAGACUCCUUGAAUCUACUCCCUGGCAAACUGAGCUCCCUUGGGAACAAUCUUUGCCCAGAUCUUGGACCAAAAGGCUCAAUCUCAAUCCCAUAUGACAAACUGAAAGUAGAGGAUCUGGUUAAUAAUCAGAGGAAAUUGUUGGAUUAUAUGAAACAGGAUAUUCGUCUAUUGGGUGGAGUAAUGCAAAAAGCCCAAAAGAUAUAUUGGGAGGUGUACAAGGUGGACAUUGAAAAGAGGAUAACCCUUUCCUCACUUGCUCUUAGCAUCUUUCGUUUAAAAUACUACGAUGUAUCUAAUUUUCCAAUACACAUCCCAAACAAGAAUGAAGACACCUUCAUAAGGCGUGCCUACUACGGAGGUCAUGCGGAUACAUACAAGCCAUAUGGUGAGGACCUCUACUACUACGAUGUGAACUCUCUCUAUCCCUUUGUAAUGAAGGAAUUUCCAAUGCCGGGUGGUGAACCUGUCUGGCAUUCGAAUCUGGAAAGCCAGAACUUAGAUAGCAUGUUUGGUUUUAUUGAGGCAUAUGUGGUAUGUCCGAAGACUAUCAAAAAGCCCUUUCUUCCCUAUCGGGACAAGAAUAACACUCUCCUCUUUCCAACCGGAGAAUUUGUUGGAGUGUACUAUACCGAGGAAUUAAAGUAUGCUAGAGACCUAAGCUACACUGUCCUCCCAAUCUCGGGCUACCUCUUUAAGAAGAUGGAAAGCCCAUUCAAUAGCUUUGUUAGCUCACUCUUUGAGAGCAGGUUAGAAGCGAAGAAAUCAGGUAAUGAAGCUAUGUCCUAUGUUUACAAGAUACUAAUGAAUUCCCUAUACGGAAGAUUUGGUAUUAACCCUAAAAGCACGACCACCGAGGUCUGCGAUGAAUAUCGAUACAAAAAUUUAAUCAGGAAUAGUGAGUUGAUAUUCGGCGAUAUGCUUAGCAAAAAUACCUACAUCGUUGCCUACCAUAGCAAUAUCGAUAAGGGUGAUGAUUAUUGGAAUCCACCGAAGAACUCCGCUGUCCAACUAGCUGCUGCGAUAACAGCCUCCGCUAGGAUCCAUAUGUAUCCUUAUAUCUCAAGAGAGGACUGCUACUAUACUGACACUGACUCAGUUGUGCUUGGUCACCCACUACCUAAUGAAGAGAUUUCUUCUUCUGUCUUGGGCAAGUUUAAGCUAGAGGACAGAAUAAUAAAAGGAUACUUUUUAGCACCGAAAUCCUAUUUCUACAGCUCAAUAGAAGGGCAAAAUGUACUCAAGUACAAGGGACCAGCGAAAAAUCUGGUCAUGCCGGAAUGGUUUGAGAAACAGUACAAAAACCCAUCUCAUACGGAACAGGUAUCGGUUGAAUCCAAAUUCCGAAUUGAUUGGCAUACUCUGAACAUCUUCAAGAAAGACAGCCUGGUCACGCUCGGCCUUAAGCUGGGUCACAAGAGGAUAUCAGUAUAUGAAAAAGAUGUCUGGGUUGAUACAGACCCAAUUAAUAUAAAAGACUUGUCUUCCCUAGAUCACAUUGGAAAAUCAAUUAUCGAAUUUCUAAGGUAUGAGUUAAUACAACUACAGAUAGAAAAUAAGACUCUAAAUGAUAAAUUAAAUCGGAGAGAAAGUGAGAUUUCCAAGAGAUACAAAGAGAUUAAAUCACAGUUAGAUGAUGUUCAAUUGAUUGAACCAUAG